Messenger RNA from Saccoglossus kowalevskii, 2357 nucleotides. RefSeq lists its product as uncharacterized. The record is from RefSeq and is a predicted model, not a curated record. Lineage: Eukaryota; Metazoa; Hemichordata; Enteropneusta; Harrimaniidae.
AGAUGGUGAAGAAGAUUCUGAUGACUCAGGUCACUUGUCAGAUGGGGAAAGCUACCCAGCAUCAGUCGGCACCAAAAAAUCUCGUCCAGUGUCUCUUCGAGACAUUGACUUAAAAGGAGGCGACAUUGACGCCACACUGUCAUUCACGAUAAAGAGUUUCCAGGCAAAUCAGUCAGAAGACGAAGACUUGGAUUCCCAGCAUCCAUUGAGUUUAUCCCAGCAUGCAUUGAGUGGUCUGCAGCAUGCACUGAGUGAUGAUGAGCAUGAUGAAGAUGAACAGAGUCAUAUUUCAGUGCCCCUAGAACCCAGUCCGCGGUCAGAAUCGUUAAAAUCUGGUAUCUCUGCAGCAAAUAAAUCUACCAAAUCGCAGAUGGAGAUUCUGGAGGAUCAUGCUGCUGCCUGUUGCGGCUGCAAUCUUAGAGCGGCCGUCCACUGGAAGAGAUCUGGCGAAAGAUGCCCAGGAUGCAGCACAGUUGUGGGCAAAAAUGUUGAGUGAGUUGUUCCAGCCUGAUGCAACACAACCAAACAGGACGAAGUCUGCUGAGGAAUGGCGUCGAAGAAACUCUCUAGAUUCACUGUGGAGUAUGGAAUCCAGUCUACCGGAGUAUGAGGGUCCAUGGCCUGGUAAACACAGAUCUAUGAAGCCCAGAAUACCACGUAAAAUUACACACAAGAGCAAUUCAGCAGAAGCAGCUGUCUCGUUACUUCGACAGAGUCUUAGGCACGCAGACCCUAGAUCUUUAAGGGCUGUCGAUUUCACCAAAGCCUCUGAUAUCUUAGAUGCAGAUGAAAUUGAAAAUGUUAUAAAGAGAGUUGCGGAUGAGAAUAAGAAAGCGAAGCUGGAAUCGGAACCAGAACCCGAGCAGUUAGAAACAGACCAAAAAUCAGAGGCAUCUGCCAGGUCAUUAAACUUGGAGGAGGCGAAAGCCGAUGAAAUUGAACCCGUAACGGCGGAUGUUCCAGUCUCAGACACACAAAGUGUUCACUCUCCGACUCCCUCUAUCAAGAGUGCUCGCAGCACUAAAAGUGCUAAGAGCAUUCAAGAGGCCUUUGGUGGCAUCAAAGAAGGCCAUAUUUAUCACCCAGCAAGUGGGGGUAGCGGCCGGGGUCCGCAGCAGUCCAUCCCUUCUGAGAGGGGAUCACACGAUGGCACAUUGGAUCUGGAUAUCACUCACUUUCGAACUGAUGUACCAGUAGCCCGAGACGAGGCAAGAAAAUCUGCUCGGUUGAUGAAGGGCGUUCCAGAAGAUAAUAAGGACCAAUUGAAAAAAUCUGCAGAAGCUGCAGCUAGGGUAGCAGCUGAAGAAGAGAGGAGGAAAGCAGAAGAGGAGGAGAAAAGAAAACAGGAACUGGCAAGCCGGAAAAGUUCCAAGAGUGAGAAAAGUAAAGGUUCAGCUGGAAGUAAAGAGGCAACCAAGAAAGAAUUUGUAGUUGGGAGGCCAAAAGAGAAACCACAAGAUGAAUUUUUACAGCCCAAACCCCUCUCUGCAAAGAAAACUGAAAAGAAAGAAGGUGUUCCUAAGAAGGAGAAACCCAAAAAGAAGAGCGUAUCUCCGAAGAAAGAAACAGGAAAGAAGAAAAAGGGAAAGAAAGAAAAGAAGGAUAAGGGGAAAGAUGAGGAAGCGCCAACGCCAUCAGAAGAAGUGAAGGAUGAGGAGCCUGAACCAGUAAAAGAAAUGACUCCUGUUCCUGUGGAAGAAGUGCCUGAGCCAGUAAUUGAGAAAAAAGUUUCUCCCACACCUCCCCCUGUGCCUAAAGAAAUAACGCCGGAACCGUCGCCGGAUGGUGAAGGUGAAGAAGAAGAGGAGGAAGAGGACAUCGAUGGCUCUGAACUAAGCUUUCUAGAUGAGGAAGACGACGACUAUGAUGAGGAUGCUGGUCCAGGUGGGCCAAGCAGGUCACAGGCUAAAGCUGCUAAAAGAGCGGCUGAGGCUGAAAAGAGGCGCCUCGCUGUGGAGAGAAAACUGGAAGAGGAACGUCGUCGACUAGAGGAGGAGGAGAGGAGAAAAGCUGAAGAGGAAAUGAUGGCUAAGAUGGCUGAGGAAGAACGAGCGGAGUAUGAGCUUAGGAAAAAACAAGAGGAAGAAGCAAGGAAAUUGAAAGAGAUGAUGGAACGUGCUCAACGAGAACUUGAAGCAAAACUAGCUCAAGAGGAAGCACAGAGAUUAGCCAGAGAGUUGGCACGGAAACAGAAAGAGUUGGAAGCGAGGUUGAUGUUCAAUAGAAGUUUACAGUCCGAAGCUCAUGGUUAUGAUCAUACACAGGAUAUCAAUCGAGCCUUCACAUGGUCGUAUUUUGAAUUACUUCAGUAUUUAGGUAUUGAGAUACCUGAAGCACUCAAACAUAAGGACUUUUAG